CCCUCGAAGGCAACUCACCUGUGAAAUGGACAAACUCGAUAACAACAAACGCUUCCCCACUUCGCUAGGGCAGACUGUGGCGAUCGCAGCGUUCACCACAAAGUUGAGGAGGGGCGCGGCCCCGCGCCUGGGGUCAAUGUCCCCCUCCGAAUGGCAAAGGGAAUCCACACCCCGUCGGACUUUUGCAUGAGCUCCUGGUCUGUGACUCUCGCAACCAUGCGUUUCAAAUCUUGCAGGCGACGGAGGCAACAAUUGGAGGUCAGGUCGCACAGUGAGCAGUCGAGUCAAAGGAAGUCAACCGUUGGUUUUGUCUUUGGUGCCCAACUUAAGGCGGAAGGACAGUGCGGGUGUUGCAGUAGACAGUGGACAGUGGGCGUUUUCCCGAUAAAUUCCACUGCCCAUCACUCAUGCGUUCCCUGUCGUACUCCUCUUCAGCAAAGUCAACAGACGGGAGCCUGCGCCGGUGGCCCCCUUUCCGCUGCUUCCCUAUUCCCCUCCGCCUAUUAAUCCCCGCUUCUUUCCGCUUGAUUGCUUCUCGCCUUCUCCAGCCCCAAUCGAUCUCACGGAGGACUUAAAAGCCGCUAGUUUUUUUAUUUUUUUGAGAAUCCUUGUUAAAGCUUCGAUUUUUCGCGGUUGAUUUCACGAUUUGGACGUGCCGAGGUUUUAGAAAUAUCUUAUUGGGGAUUGAGAUGGACGAGCUUCUGAGGAUUUAGCGGGAGGAUUGUUGUAGUUUUGGAGUUUUAUGGAUAAAUUAUGUUGCUUCAAAGGUCCCUGCUCUCAGGCCAUUCGAGUGGUGCAGGCAAGGGUAAAAGUUAUCAAGGAUCUGUAAAAGUUGCUUAUGGGUUCAGCCUUGUAAAAGGAAGGGCAAAUCAUCCUAUGGAGGAUUAUCAUGUAGCAAAGUUUAUCCAGAUAAGGGGGCAGGAGCUUGGUCUUUUCGCUAUAUUUGAUGGUCAUUUAGGUGACAGUGUAGCUGCCUAUUUACAAAAGCAUCUGUUCACUAAUAUUCUUAAAGAGGAAGAUUUUUGGAAUAAUCCAGGAGAGGCAAUCUCCAAAGCCUAUGAGAAGACUGAUAAAGCAAUUCUAUCACGCAGUCCUGAUCUGGGGCGAGGUGGAUCAACAGCGGUUACUGCGAUUCUCAUAGAUGGUAGGAAAUUGUGGAUUGCUAAUGUUGGUGAUUCACGUGCUGUUCUUGCAAAAGGUGGAGAUGUUAUACAGUUAAGUGUUGAUCACGAACCCAAUACUGAGCGUGGGAGCAUUGAGAAUAGAGGUGGCUUUGUUUCAAACAUGCCAGGAGAUGUUCCCAGAGUUAAUGGCCAGUUAGCCGUUUCACGUGCUUUCGGAGACAAGAGCCUCAAGUCACAUCUGAGUUCAGAUCCAGAUAUACGCUCCGAAGAUGUGACUGCUGACAGCGAUCUACUGAUCCUUGCGAGUGAUGGCUUGUGGAAGGUAAUGAGCAACGAAGAGGCAGUGGAUAUUGCUAGAAAGUACAAAGAUCCACAAGCAGCAGCAAGGCUGCUGACAACGGAAGCAGUGAACAGAGUCAGCAAGGAUGAUAUCUCUUGCAUCGUUGUUCAACUAAGGGCAUAAAGAUUUUCUAACUUCUUGUUGAUUAUUAAAUAUUGCCAGGAAGCGAUAACGACCGGAAGAUAACAAGGGAAAGGCGCAAGUCCUUGAUGUUAGCCUAGUAGAGCUCCUGCUGUUCCGAUUCUUCUGUAUAUUGUUGGUUCACCUGUGGUUGGUUAUUCUGGUAUCAUUCGUUGAUUUCUUCGAUGUUCUAGUUAAGGAAUGUAUUAUUGGUAUGGGUGGAUGAUGUAGUUGAUUGGUUGAAUGGCUUUUUCCCCUUAAAAUUUCAAGGCAACUUGUACCAUGAAA
Zingiber officinale is the source of this 1872-nucleotide messenger RNA. Its product is annotated as probable protein phosphatase 2C 9. Gene Ontology annotation, biological process: protein dephosphorylation. Lineage: Eukaryota; Viridiplantae; Streptophyta; Magnoliopsida; Zingiberales; Zingiberaceae. The record is from RefSeq and is a predicted model, not a curated record. Gene Ontology annotation, cellular component: cytosol; nucleus. The transcript has 5 exons. Bases 754 to 1587 code for a protein of 277 amino acids. Gene Ontology annotation, molecular function: protein serine/threonine phosphatase activity.